Molecule: messenger RNA, 8428 nt
Organism: Dermochelys coriacea (leatherback sea turtle)
Lineage: Eukaryota; Metazoa; Chordata; Testudines; Dermochelyidae
Product: zinc finger protein 135-like
Exons: 7
Coding region: 224-3541 (1105 amino acids)
Biological process (GO): regulation of DNA-templated transcription
Source: RefSeq, a predicted model, not a curated record
AUUUAAACUUCCUGGGUGGGACUCGGAAGACCUUGCUGCUGCCGCACCCAUGGUGAUCUAGGAGCCGAUCAGCUGCUCCCCAGCGGGCUGUGUGCGGGGAGAGCCCUUCCCUAGCGCCCCUCUGGGCCCAGCCGGGGGGACUUGCUCCGGGGGCUGGAACCAGCCCCUGGGGCAGCCCCGGGCUCUGCUGACGCCAGCCCCGGAGCCUGCAGCAGGUGAGAGGAUGGUGAGUGAGAACAAGAAGGAGAAUCCUCAACAGGAAGGUCCUGAGCAUGUGGAACCAGGUGAGAUGGUAUCAGGAAGAUCAGAAGGGGAUGUUUCUCAGUGUGCUGAACAGGGAGAAGCCCGUGAAAGUCAGUGCAAGCCAGAGAGGCAGCAGAGAAACCAUGCAAAGGAGAACCAGUGUAAAUCCACUCACAGGAGACAAGUGGUCAAGAAAAUCAAAGAAACUGUUCAACAGAGAAUCCCCAGUGGAGAUAGAUCCCAUACAUGCAGUUUCUGUGGGAAAAGCUUCUGCUGGAGAUCAGCCUUUAUGAGUCACCAGAGAACCCACACAGGAAACAGACCCUAUAAAUGCAAGGAGUGUGGGAGAAGCUUUAGUCAGAGCUCAACUCUCACUAUUCACCACAGAAUCCACACUGGGGAGAGACCCUACAGAUGCAAUGAGUGUGGGAAAAGCUUUAGUCGGAGUGGAAACCUUCUAGCACAUCAGAGAAUCCACACUGGGAAUAGAUCCUAUAGAUGCAAUGACUGUGGGAAAAGCUUUAGUCAGAAUGCAUACCUUCUAUCACAUCAGAGAACCCACAUGAAGCAGAAACCCUACAUAUGCAAUGAAUGUGGGAAAAGCUUUAGUCAUAGCUCACAACUUCUAUUGCACCAGAGAAUCCACACUGGGGAGAGACCCUACAUAUGCAAUGAAUGUGGGAAAAGCUUUAGUCUGAGCUCACACCUUCUAAUGCACCAGAGAAUCCACACGGGGGAGAGACCCUACAGAUGCAACGAGUGUGGGAAAAGCUUUACUCGGAGUGGAAACCUUCUAUCACAUCAGAGAACCCACACGGGGGAGAGACCUUUCAAAUGCCCAACGUGUGGGGAAAGCUUUGUUCAGCUCUUGAAACUUGUUAGACACCAGAGAAUCCACACUGGAGAGAAACCCUAUAAGUGUAAUGAGUGCGGGAAAAACUUCAGUGACAGAUCACACUUUAAUAAACAUCAGAGAGUCCACACAGGAGAAAAGCCCUUUAAGUGUUCUGAGUGUGGGAAAAGCUUUGGUUCAAGCUCAGAUCUUAUUAUACACCAGAGAAUUCACACAGGGGAGAAACCCUAUAAAUGCAUUGAGUGUGGGAGAAGCUUUGGUCGAAGCUCAGACCUCACUAGACAUCAGAGAAAACACACAGGAGAGAAGCCCUACAAAUGCCCCAACUGUGGGAAAAGCUUCAGUGACAGCUCUGCCCUCACUAAACACCAGAGAAUCCACAGAGGGGAGAGACCCUACAGAUGCCAGGAGUGUGGGAAAAGCUUUCGUCACAUCUCAAACCUUCUAUUACAUCACAGAACCCACACAGGAGAGAGACCCUAUAAUUGUCCUGACUGUGGGAAAAGCUUCAGUCGAAGCUCAAAUGUUAUUACUCACCAGAGAAUACACACAGGGGAGAAACCCUUUAAAUGCCCCGAAUGUGGGAAAAACUUCAGCACACGUUCAGCCCUUACUGCACAUCAGAGAAUCCAUAGCAGAGUGAGACCGUUACCAAUAUCAGGCUAUGCCUACUACCGUAAUGAGAAUAGACUGUAUUAUCUGCGGCUCACCAAAUCCGCUGCUUUGUGGGUCGCCCAGGAGAGCAUAACACUAAGGGAGCAACCCCUGAGAGAAAAGCCCCACUGCCUUGUAGCUGCCCAGCGGGGUCCGUGCGGGGAGAGCCCUUCCCUAGCGCCCCUCGGGGCCCAGCCGGGGAGACUUGCUCCGGGGGCUGGAAGCAGCCCCUGGGGCAGCCCGGGACGCUGCCGACACCAGCCCCUGGGGCGCAGACAUCACGUGAGGGGGGGAGACCCGGGGGAAGGGCUGGGGCCGGGCAGGAAAGUGACUCUGCACCAGCGGCCCCUCCUCGCCCCCGCUCUGCUCACGCGGGGGUCUGCGAGUCCCGGAGCUGCUGCCCUCCCUGCUCCCCCCCCAGGCUCUGCCCCCCUGAGCGCCUGCAGGAGCCGAGCCAGCGCCCGGAGAGCGACCGCCCCGGGAACAGAGAAGUUGUCUCAUUCCCUUGAGAGACGGGGAAAGGAAAUGGCUGGAGUGGAGCUGGUAACCUUUGAGGAUGUGGCUGUGUAUUUCACAAAGAAAGAGUGGGCUUUGCUGGACCUGGGUGAGAGAGCCCUGUACAGGGACGUCAUGCAGGAGAAUUAUGAGACUGUGACCUCGCUGGCAAAACCUGACAUGAUCUCCCGGCUGGAACGAGGAGAGGAGCCAUGGGUCCCUGAUCUCCAGGGCUACAAGGAAGGGGAGAGCCUGAGGAAUGUCCACAUAGAAGGUGAUGGCAUGAUGAGUGAGAAUGAAGAAGAGAAUCCUCAGCAAGAAGGUCCUGAGCAAGUGGAUCUACAUUGGUUAGUAUCCGGAAGAGCUGAAAAAGACGUUUCCCAGAGUCCUGAGGAGCCAGACAUCUGUGAGAGCCAGCACAGGCCAGAGAGGCAGCAAGAAAACCACUCCAGGGAGAGAUGGGCUAAAUCUAGUCACAGAAGCAGGUGGGUCAAGAAAAUCAAAGAAACUGUUGAACAGAGAAAUCCCACUAUAGAGAGACCCUACACUUGUGGUGAUUGUGGGAAAAGCUUCCCUUGGAAAUCAGUCCUUAUUAUUCACCAGAGAAUCCACACAGGAGAGAGACCUUAUAAGUGUCUGCACUGUGGGAAAAGCUUCAGACAGAGUUCAGCCCUAAUUACACAUCAUACAAUUCACACAGGAGAGAAGCCCUAUAAUUGCCCUGACUGUGGGAAAAGCUUCAACUGCAGUUCAACCCUUAUUCAACAUCAUAGAAUCCACACGGGAGAGAAACCCUACAAAUGCAGUGAGUGCGGGAAAAGAUUCAGUGUGAGCUCUCACCUUCUGUCACAUCAGAGAACCCACACAGGAGAGAGACCCUAUGAAUGCUCCAAGUGCAGGAGGAGUUUCAGUCAAAGUUCACAGCUUCUAUCACAUCAAAGAACCCACACGGGAGAGAGACCCUAUGAGUGCCCUGUGUGUGGGAAAAACUUCAGUAGGAGCUCAACUCUUAUUACUCACCAGAGAAUCCACACAGGAGAGAAACCCUACAAAUGCAAUGAGUGUGGGAAAAGCUUCAGUGUGAGCUCACACCUGCUAUCACAUCAGAGAACCCACACGGGAGAGAGACCUUAUGAAUGCCUCCAGUGCGGGAAAAGCUUCAGUCAGAGCUCACACCUUAUUAGACAUCAGAGAAUCCACACAGGAGAGAAACCCUAUAAUUGCUCCAGCUGCGGGAAACGCUUCAGUCACAACUCAUCCCUUAUUAAACAUCAGAGAAUCCACACAGGAAAGUAAUGAUAUAACUACCCCAACUGUGGGAAAAGCUUCAGAGUGCAGAUUUCACUAAUCACCAGAGAAUCAGCAUGGGGGAGACACUGCAAAUGCAGUGAGUAUGGGAAAAGCUUCAGUCAAAGCUCACAACUUCUAUCCCAUCAGAGAACCCAUACAAAAGAGAGACCCUAUCAAUGCCCCGAGUGCAGGAAAAGCUUUAAAGAGAUCAAAUCUUAUUAUUCACCAAAGAAUCUCAUGGGGAAGAAACUCUUUCAAUGUCCCAAGUGUGGGAAAAGUUUCAGAAUGACUCAGCCCCUACUACACAACAGAGAAUUCACAGUGGGGAGAGACCAUACAAGUGUAUGGACUGUGGGAAAAAUCUUCAAGAAAAAUCUUCAGUUAGAGCGUAUCCCUUAUUACACAUCAUGCUAUCCACACAGGAGAGAAGCCCUAUAUCUUCUCUGACCGAAGGAAAAUAUUCAGCUGAAGCUCAACUCUUAGUCAAUGGCAGAGAAUCUACAUGGGAGAGAAACCCUACAAAUGCAGGGAGUGUGGGAAAAGCUGAGCUCACAUCUUCUAGCACAUCAGAGAACCCACAGGCAAGAGAGACCCUAUAAGUGGCCCGACUGUGGGAAAUGCUUCUGGCAGAGCCUAAACCUCAUAAGAAAUUCCACACAGGACACACAUCAUAGAAAUGCCCUGGUUAGGGAUGACCUUUGCCAAUUCCUAUGAAUUUCAGAGGGUCAGGCUAGGCUGGAGUAGCCAUGCAGUGAGCAUAUGCAAUGUGUAGUUACUAAAACAGAAAAUGAAAUAACUCUUUUGGGACAGAGUUGUACAGAGCAAGAGGCUAGGAUGGGAUUAGAUUGUAACUUCUUGAGAAGCUCUGAACACUGAUCAUGCUCCAUUCAGUUGUUAUACAUGUAGAACAAUGUUUAUGUUAUAUGCUAUGACUUCUCAUUUAUUCUUGAUAGUGUUUUAGGCCCAAAUCCAACAUGGGAUUUAUGCAUUGUGACACUCAGAUCAUUACAAUGCCUAACUUUUAGGUUGUUCACAGGAACAACCCUGGGAUCCACAAAGUCCGAGUUAGAUAUCCAGGCUCCCUAUACAAUGAAGGGGAAGAGAAUGCAUCUUAGAAUGUGAUUCACAAAAGCCUUUGCACUAGGUGGGGAGCUGCCUAAGCUACUCAGUAGAAGAUGCCAGUGAGAAGGGUAUGUCCUAAGCCCUGCCCAUUUCAUGGAGAUAGGCACCUAUCUCUGCUUCUGAUUCAUGAAGUGGGGAAGUUAGACACUCCUUUGCUGAUGGCAUCCAAGCCAGUAGGUAUGUUCAGAGGCUGCCUACCUCCACACAAAACAGCUGGUGUGGGAAAGGAGGAUCUCACUCGUAACGUUUAACCCCAUCAUUAGGGCACUUGUCCAGGAUGUGGGAGACCUCCCCCAUUUCAAGUCCCCCCUCCAUCUGAUGAAACAAAGGUAAUUGAGCAGGUAUCUGUCACCUCUCAUGUGAGUGCCCUGGCCAUGAAACUGUGAGAUAUUCUGAUAGAUCCCUCAGUAUCUCCUUAUGAAACAAUUCCACCUUAUAUAAAUACUAAGAGUCCUUUGGCUAGAGAGAGAGAGAGUUGGAAUGACUCUGCAGCAUUGUGGUUAGGGCAACCACCCCAUAAGGUGGGUGACUGUGUGUCCAGUUCCCUUCUUCUUUACAUUUCUUUGAAGACAGAAUCCUAUGUCCCACCAUGAAGGAGACUUCACACUGAACAACAGAAGACAGGGUGAGAAAUUCCACCUGGUAAAAAGUGCAGAAGGAUUUAGGGAAUCCAUGCUUGUUGUUAAAAUUCCAUAGGGAAUUUAUGGACUUUGAAUGAAGUCAGAAUUGUUCUUUCAGAGCAUAAUUAUUGUUUCCUUAGAAAACUGAAUCCGUUGGAGUUCAGAUUUAUUCCAUAAAUCCAGACUCUUGGGACAGUAGGAACUCUUACUUGGAAAAUGCCAGUCAUAUAAGGCUAACAACUUCCACCCAACUAUGAAAAAUAUUGUAGUGCUUCAGUGAAAACACUGCCUCCAUUGAUGGGAGAGUUUCUCCUGAUGGCAUAGGUAGCCAUGGAGAGGCGGUAGCCAGAUCAAUGGGAGAUUUCACCCAUCAACCUAGCACUUUCUACACCGGGGGGUUAGAUCAGUUUAAAUGUGUAGCUGAGAGGGGAGGGAUUUUUCAGACCAAUGAGUGAUGUAGUCAUAGCAACCUAAUUUCAUAAAGUAGAUCAGGCCUUAGAUCUCUCUCCCUUAUAACUUAUAACAUGUGAGAUUGAGAAAAGCUAUCUUCCAACUUCAGCAUCUUUACACAAUAUUUAUGUUCUAACCUCUAGAAUACUUUUAUUCUAAUUUUAAUUGUGUGGUGUGUUUUUAACUACAAGAGUUAUCAAAUGUGUUAAUACCUUAUACCCUACACUAGCCUCCUUUCAUCCUUGGGGUGGUAGCUUAACUAGUUUAUCUUUGUGUAUUUAAAAUACCAUAAGUAGGGUACUUUGUGGUAAUUCUCUUUCUACACUUGAACACUACAGUGUUUACUCAUUGGUAUACAGAAUUAUGUUUAAUAAUCUCUCUUUUCUGCCAAUUAAUUCAAUCACCAGGAUCUUCCUGCUAGCUGCUUGUUAACUCUAAGAACACUCCCUCAGCCUGCUUGAUUAGCUGUAAUUUGAAUACCAUGGUUAAUCAAACUGCUUUCUGAACUUUCACACUUGUAAAAUUGCCUAUUAACUCCACUAAAUCAAAACUAAUCCUCUCUGCUCUCCACUGUUGUAUAAUAAUCACAUUGGGUGAUUCUUGUACCCCCGCUUUUCUAUGUAAUUGUAGUCAUUUCCAGCUAAAGAUGUUUGUCUAAACUCUGCUGAAUUUCAAGCUGUAGUAAUCAUAUGACUCUGACUUCGCCUUAAAAAUCUCACUUAUCCUCAAAAUACUACCAUUUUUGAGACAGAAGUAAAAGUAGUAGCAACAGUUUUGCUUGUUUUUGUUACAUUGACAAUACUUUCAGGUAUAUUCUCCUACCCAACCUAUCUAGUUUUAUUCAGAGUUAGUUUAAAAGUUUGAAUAUCAAGUUGAAGUAUAAUUGUUGUAAUUUAUUUGCUUUACUAAGUUUAUACUGAGUUAUCUGAUACUAUUGCUUUAAGUUUAACUUUUAAAUUAUGAUAAUUUUUAGUUACUAGGGCAAACAACCUCUUAAUGUGGUUUAUGAAUAUUUAAUGGAAUACCAUUCUGAUUAAUUCUCAUAGCUGUUUGAAUUUUAUAUUCAGUUUUAUAACACUACUCCAUUCAUAGAAUCAUAAAAAAGUAGGACUGGAAGGGAACUGAAGAAGUCAUCAAGUAUAGCCUCCUGCACUGAGACAGUAAAUCAUACCUGAUAAGAAUUUGCACAACCUGUUCUUAAAAACCUCCAGCAAUGAGGAUUCCACCACCUCCCUUGGAAGCCUAUUUCAGAGUUCAACUACCUUUAUGUUUAGAAAGUUUUCCCUAAUAUCUAACCUAAAUCGCCCUUGCUGCAGAUUAAGCACAUUAGUUCCUGGUUUUCCUGAGCUAGUUAGAUGAGAAGCAAUUAAUUCAUAAUUCCAUCUAAUUAAUUGUGCCAUUAUCCUCAUAUACAAUAUGAGUUUGAAAAAGGAAAGGUAGCUAAAAGCUCAGGGCACUGGUCACUCUGUGAGCCACAUGAUUUCUCUAUUGCUUUUUCUCUUUAUGUAUCUUCUGCUACAAUAAACAUAGAUUCAUAGAUACUAAGGUCAGAAGGGACCAUUAUGAUCAUCUAGCCCGACCUCAUGCACAACGCAGACCACAGAAUCUCACCCACACACUCCUGCGAAAAACCUGUCACCUAUGUCUGAGCUAUUGAAGUCCUUAAAUCGUGGUUUACAGACUUCAAGGAGCAGAGAAUCCUCCAGCAAGUGACCUGUGCCCCAUGCUACAGAGGAAGAUGAAAAACCUCCAGGGCCUCUUCCAAUCUGCCCUGGAGGAAAAUUCUUUCCCGACCCCAAAUAUGGCGAUCAGCUAAACCCUGAGCAUAUGGGCAAGAUUCACCAUCCAGAUACCCAGGAAAGAAUUUUCUGUAGUAACUCAGAUCCCACCCUGCAACAUGUUACAUUUUUUCAACCAUCACAGUGCCAUCAUCAUCAUUGAAGAUGGAGGGAGGACUGCAGGGGUCUGGGAGGAAGGGUGAGCAUUAAGCAUAAUGGGAAAGCAGACUGAGGGUAUGGCAUGUUUGGCCACUGGUUGAGGGGUUUGAUAGUUCAGGGAAAUAAAUCCUUUAGAGUUUAAAGUCUCUGGCAUGGGUGCCAUUUUUUUAACACUCAAGAUGGAGGGUAGGGGAAGGCAGAGCAGUCAGAGAGAGAGAGAGAAAGUCAUAACUCUCAUCUGUCCAGCCAGUACCUGGAACAAAGUUGUUUAAAUCCCCCUAUAUAGUUGUACUGAAAUACAGCUGUCAUAAAUACUAAGGGAAGGGUAAACACCUUUAAAAUCCCUCCUGGCCAGAGGAAAAACCCUUUCACCUGUAAAGGGUUAAGAAGCUAGGAUAACCUCGCUGGCACCUGACCACAAUGACCAAUGAGGAGACAAGAUACUUUCAAAGCUGGAGAGAGGGCGAAACAAAGGGUCUGUCUGUCUGUCUGUGUGAUGCUUUUGCCGGGGACAGGAUAGGAAUGGAGUCUUAGAAUUUUGUAAGUAAUCUAGCUAGAUAUGCGUUAGAUUAUGAUUUCUUUAAAUGGCUGAGAAAAUAAGCUGUGCUGAAUAGAAUGUAUAUUCCUGUCUUUGUGUCUUUUUUAUAACUUAAGGUUUUGCCCAGAGGGAUUCUCUGUGUUUUGAAUCUAAUUACCCUGUAAGGUAUUUACCAUCCUGAUUUUACAGAGGUGAUUCUUUUUACUGUUUCUUCUAUUAAAAUUCU